Rhodamnia argentea is the source of this 1694-nucleotide messenger RNA. RefSeq lists its product as uncharacterized. NCBI's taxonomy places the organism in Eukaryota, Viridiplantae, Streptophyta, Magnoliopsida, Myrtales, Myrtaceae. The transcript is spliced from 6 exons. Bases 535 to 1665 code for a protein of 376 amino acids. The record is from RefSeq and is a predicted model, not a curated record.
GCCUCCUCCUUGUUCUUCACCUAUAAUUCACUCCUCCCAACCUUCCUCCCAACCUUCCUCUCUCUCUCUCUUCAAGCCUCAGUCCUCCCUCUGUGUCCUCCUUCGCACGGCUCUCUGUUCGCUCCUGCGGAUCUGGUCUUUGCUUCCAAUCGAAUCCUGGUCCCUUGAGCUAUUCACAGUCUCUCCGGGUUCUUGGGCUUGCUCUUCUCGGGGAUCCGAUCGGUUCGACGAUCGCUGAUCUCUGUUGGGUUUCUCGCGUGGCUUCUGUUCUGGGUGUCCUUCUUUCCGCUUCAUCCGGGCGCUGGGGAACGACAUUCGUCGACCCUGAAUAGUAAUUGGUAGAAAGAGAAUCCGAGAGUGCACAGUAAACUGAAAUAGAGUGGGAGAAAUUUCGAAACUUGGCGCGUGGGUUGUUCUGCUUUCGAGCCUCUCUUGAUUGAGGACUUGAGAGAAAGGCGAGGAAAGUGACCUUUGUUUUUUUUUUUUUUCCGUUUAUUUUCUUGUUCUUUGAUUUUCUUGCCUGGGGGGAGGAAAAUGUUGAGAACUGGAUUGCCAUUCGGGAGAGUUCGCGGCGAGGACCGGUUUUACGUCCCCGUGAAGGCGAGGAAGAACCAGAAUCAGAUGCAGAGACAAUCGGCCGUCUGGAGUAGGAAUGAUGAGAGUGAAAGUAGGAAUGAUGAUAGUGAAAGCCCUGAUUCGAAGAGGAAGCCUUUAGCUUCUGAGAAUGGGGAUUCUGUGGAGGCGGCGAAUGCGGUGGAUAAGAGCUCGGUGGUCUCUCGCAGUAAUCUCGACAGAUUCUUGGACUCAACCACUCCUUCAGUCCAAGCUCAGUAUUUCCCCAAGACGAUAAUGAGGGGGUGGAGGACUUGUGAUGACGAGUUCCAGCCUUACUUCACUUUGGGUGAUCUGUGGAAUUCAUUCAAGGAAUGGAGUGCGUAUGGCGCAGGAGUGCCUUUGCUAUUAGAUGGCAGAGAUUCUGUUGUUCAAUACUAUGUCCCAUACUUAUCGGGCAUUCAACUGUAUGGUCCAUCUACAAAUCCAAAUGCUAAGUCGAGGUCAGCUGGUGAGGACAGUGAUGGUGAUUACUACAGGGACUCGAGUAGUAGUGAUGGAAGCAGUUCAGGAAUGGAAGGCUUUUCUAGUGAUGAUGGUGACACUGGCAACUCUAGAGGUUGCCUGCUGUUUGAAUAUUUGGAGCGAGAUCCUCCUUAUAGGCGUGAACCAUUGGCAGACAAGGUGAUGGAUCUUGCACGUCAAUUUCCAGAUCUGAAGACUUUCAGAAGCUGUGAUUUGCUGCCAUCAAGUUGGAUCUCUGUAGCAUGGUACCCAAUAUAUCGGAUACCGACUGGUCCAACACUCAAAGAUUUGGAUGCUUGCUUUCUUACUUAUCACUCCCUUUCGACCACCCCUAUUGAAGGUAGUGGAGGUACCCGUUCUCCAGUUGUUGUCUAUCCCAAUGAAACGGAUGGUGUCCCAAAGAUACGCUUAACAGUUUUCGGGAUGGCUUCGUACAAGUUUAAACGGUCCAUGUGGACACAAAACGGGGUCAGUGAGAGUCUAAUGGCGAAUUCCCUCACGCCGGCUGCAGAAGAUUGGCUGAGACACCGUGGGGUGAAUCACCCGGACUUCCAGUUCUUUGCUUCCCAUGGCAUGUAUGCCAGGUGAUGAUACAAGGGCAGUCUCAUCGUUUUAAU